AUACCAAGGAAGUAAAUUACUAAUCUCGUGAAGUCUCGUUUAAAUCUUGCAUUCCAAUGUCUUUCGUAUGAACUUUGUCCAUUGCACAGAUGGCAUUUUCCAAAUCCCAAAUACCAUUCACAGCCCAGCACUAUUUGGUGUGUGGCACUGAAGACUGUGAGAAAAACUGCCAGUUUUACUGCAAUGAUUGUCACCAACCAAUGUGUGAACAAUGCAGAGAUGAACAUCAGAAGAGUCCAGAUACCAGGAAUCAUGAAGUGGUCCCUUACCAACAACGCAAAAGACAACUUCCUGAAGUUAAAUGCCAAAUCCAUGUAAACCGAUAUUUAGACAUGCUUUGUGAGCAAUGUCAAGUUCCAGUUUGUUCCAAAUGUGUAAUAAAAGACCAUGGCGGGCACACAUUUAUAGAUUUAGAAACAGUGUAUGCAGAAAAAUGUGCCAUUUGUCUGAAUGAAAUCAAUAAAAUUGAAGAUUAUUUCCUCCCAACUUCACAGGAUUUGCUUAAAUCCACAAAAACAGAUUCUACAGAAAUAAAGAAGAUUAUGGAGAGCAUACGCACAUCCAUGAGGGCCGAAGCAGAGUCUCUUAAAAGUAUGGUGGAUGCCAUGACAUCAGAUAAUAUAAAACAAGUCAAUGAACAAGAAAAGUCUCUCCUUCAGCUAUUAAAAUCCCAAGACAAAAAGUAUAAUGAUUACAUUUCUUAUCUGAACGAACUUGUCAAAAAGUGGCAUGGCUACCUUUCUUCUAAAAAUCUUCAAAUCCUUAAGAACGAAAUUACAAAGAAUCUUGAAAUAGACCCCAUACCAGAGACCACCAAACCAGUCCCUCCAGUGUUUACUGCUGGUCAAUACAGCAAGGAGGAUGUCACCAAACUAGUGGGUGGAGUAACUGUUCCAGAUAUAAAACCAGAGGUCAGAGAAAUAAAACCCAUGGAGAGUCUCGCUACACAAUUGAAACCUACAGAGAAACAGAGGAAACAAGACAGGGAGAAAUUUGACAUGAAACCAACACUGUCUCUGUCUUCCUCUGUCACCAAGGUCAGGGAGUACAAAGUACCAGGUGUUAACGAUGUAUAUCAUAUAUCACUAGGUAAAUCAGGCAUACUCUGGGUCAGUGAUGAUAAAGGUAACCUUGUCCAAAUAGAUUUACAGGGGAAUCAGCUACAGAAGAUACAAACCAGUGGUGAAUUUCAAGGCUACCACACAGUCACACAGGACGGGGAUCGGAUCUUUACUGACAAAGAGAACAAAGUCAUCAAUAGGAUAACAGUGGAUAAUAUAAUCACUGAAUUCAUUAAAACAGGAGACUGGAAACCAUUCAGCAUAUACUCCUCUCACAUCAACGGGGACAUACUGGUGGGGAUGAUAAAGGAUGGAGAGGCUAAAGCCACCAGGUACAACAAGACAGGAGAAGAAAUACAGAACAUACAGAGGGACAACAAAGGACAGGAUCUGUAUUACUAUCCACACUACAUCACAGAAAACAUCAACGGUGAUAUCUGUACAUCAGACUUAACCAAACAUGCUGUAGUGGUAGUAAAUAAAUCAGGACAACACAGGUUCUCCUACACAGGUCAGGGGUCAGAGUUUAAUCCCUUUGGUAUCUGUACUGAUCUCCUCGGUCACAUCAUUGUUUGUAAUGGUAUCGGUCAUACAGUUGACAUCCUGGAUCAGGAUGGUCAGUUCUUGUCUCUACUACUCACUCAUGAACAACAAGAAAUGAUAGGUCCUAGUAGUCUGUGUGUGGAUGAUGAGAACAAUCUCCAUGUGGGAAAAAAUCUUAGUAACAAAGUGACAGUGUACAAGUAUCUACAGUGAUCAUUAUCUGGUUCUGAUAAUGUGCUAGAAUGAACUAAUAUAUUGUUAAUAAACUGGAUUUUGUGUGAUAACUUAUUUUAAUAGUUGCAAUUUAUAUUAUAAGUUAUUG
Messenger RNA from Magallana angulata, 1926 nucleotides. RefSeq lists its product as uncharacterized. The transcript has 2 exons. Gene Ontology annotation, biological process: positive regulation of DNA-templated transcription. Gene Ontology annotation, molecular function: ubiquitin-protein transferase activity; zinc ion binding. Lineage: Eukaryota; Metazoa; Mollusca; Bivalvia; Ostreida; Ostreidae. The record is from RefSeq and is a predicted model, not a curated record. Gene Ontology annotation, cellular component: nucleoplasm; chromatin. Bases 90 to 1817 code for a protein of 575 amino acids.